Cynara cardunculus var. scolymus (artichoke) is the source of this 2939-nucleotide messenger RNA. RefSeq names its product protein MICRORCHIDIA 7-like. The record is from RefSeq and is a predicted model, not a curated record. Gene Ontology annotation, cellular component: nucleus. NCBI's taxonomy places the organism in Eukaryota, Viridiplantae, Streptophyta, Magnoliopsida, Asterales, Asteraceae. Gene Ontology annotation, molecular function: ATP hydrolysis activity. The transcript has 20 exons. The coding region runs from base 157 to 2820 and encodes 887 amino acids.
UUAACGAUUUCAAACCGCGCGUCUUAAAAUAAUACUUAUAGAGGGCCGUCCUCCGUAACUGAAUCAGUUUUUCCCGUGAAUCAAGUGCUCCACAACCGGAUUCCAGUCGAAUCUCCACCAUACUUGCCGCCGACCGACUCGUCAAUCGUUGUUGCCAUGGACGGAGUUGAAGUUAAGCGAGAAAUUGAAGUGUUGAAUGGUAAUAACAAUGAUUAUACUAGAACGAAAGAUGUUUCGGGAGUUCCGGUGAUUGAUCUUGAUAGUUCGGAUGACGAUUCGUGUUCUUCUGGGAACCGAAUUAAUGAUGGCAAGAGGUCUAGGGUUUUGAGCGGUGGUGACGUAGUUCGUAGCAACAAGAGGAAGAAGGGUGCUGAUGGUGUGGUUCUUCCGGCGGGUUUUCUUGACCCUUUGCCGCGUAAGGAUGCGGCAUUGCAACAUGCGAAGGGGAAUAAUGUUUCGAAUGACCGGAGUUGUAAGCAGUUUUGGAAGGCUGGUGAUUUCGAAGGCUGUUCCGGUGGUGAUUGGAAUACAUCGUCAGGUGGCAUGGAUCAUUUGAGGGUUCAUCCAAGGUUUCUGCACUCCAACGCAACUAGUCACAAAUGGGUCCUUGGCGCUUUUGCAGAACUUUUGGACAAUGCACUAGAUGAGGUCUGUAAUGGCGCUACAUAUGUCAAUAUUGAUAUGCUAACAAACAAGAAAGAUGAAAACAGGAUGUUGCUGAUUGAAGACAAUGGUGGUGGGAUGGACCCUGAUAAAAUGCGACAAUGCAUUUCUCUUGGAUAUUCGUUGAAAAGCAAGGUCACAGAUGCUAUUGGACAAUGUAAGUGGCCUCCCCAUCACUUUGAUGAUGGAAAUGGUUUCAAGACUAGCACGAUGAGGCUUGGAGCUGAUGUUAUUGUCUUCUCUCGAUGCUCUGGGAAAGACGGAAAAAGGUCUACACAGAGCAUUGGACUACUGUCUUACACAUUUCUGCGGAGCACAGGGAAGGAAGAUAUAGUAGUUCCCAUGCUUGAUUAUGAAAGAGGGGUGCAAACAUGGAAGAAGAUGAAAAGAUUAUCACCUGUUGAUUGGGAUACAAAUGUUGAGGCGAUGGUACAAUGGUCUCCCUUUUCAAGUGAAGCAGACCUCUUGAGACAAUUUGAUCAUAUGAAGGAUCAUGGUACACGCAUAAUCAUUUACAAUCUAUGGGAGGAUGAUCAAGGACAGUUAGAGCUCGAUUUUGAUGCUGAUAAACAUGAUAUUCAAAUUCGAGGUGUUAAUCGAGAUGAGAACAGUAUAAAAAUGGCACAACAGUACCCGAACUCUAGACACUUCCUGACAUAUCGGCACUCUUUGAGGAGUUAUGCAUCAAUUCUCUAUCUAAGAGUUCCUUAUGGCUUCCGGAUGAUUCUCCGUGGGAAGGACGUGCAGCAUCAUAACAUAGUAAACGAUAUGAUGAUGACAAAUGAGGUUACAUAUCGUCCACAACCUGGUGUGGAUGGGGUUCCCAAGGAUUCAAACAUGGUUGCUCUAGUUACUAUGGGGUUCGUAAAGGAUGCAAAAGCUCAUAUUGAUGUACAAGGAUUCAAUGUUUAUCAUAAAAACCGACUCAUUAAGCCAUUUUGGAGACUCUGGAAUGCUGCAGGAAGUGAUGGUCGUGGGGUCAUAGGUGUGUUGGAGGCUAAUUUUGUUGAACCAGCUCAUGACAAACAAGGGUUUGAGCGCACAAAUGUUCUUUCAAGACUUGAAGCACGGCUUGUUCAAAUGCAGAAGACCUACUGGUCUACAUACUGUCACAAAAUUGGCUAUGCUCCACGGCGCAGACCCAAAAAAGGAGAGGAUAGAGAAUCUUCUCCUGAUUACACACCCGAAAUCCUUCCUACAAAGAGGAGUGCUCCCUCAAAGAUACCUGUUUCACAUUCAGACAAAGUGUUUUUGCAUCAAAAUCAGAAGCAGAGAGGAUCUCCUGAUUACACACCCAAAUUCUCUCUUUCAAAUAAGAGUGCUCCCUCAAAGAUAUCUGUUUCACAUUCAGACAAAGUCUCUUUGCAUCAAAAUCAGAAUCAAGGAGGAAAUGAGCCAAGCAGGCAUCCUAGUCCAGCUGUCAACUAUAAUGGCAAUGUUGGAGAAAACAGAGACAAAUCACAAAGGAUUUCUGGUGUAGGUGCUAGCUCCUCAGAAUCAACGUCACCUUUCUCCGGAAAUAUUCGUGAUUAUGAUUUGCAAACUACCGUGACUAUGAGAGACGCAAAUGGCAGUUCUCAGAAAGGAUUCUCAGCUCAAAGAACUCUUCCGAUUGAGAGAACUCUUUCGAGGGAUAGCUCUCUAGAAGCCAGACGUACUGAAGCAGAGGACAACUGUUCUCCAAGCGGAAAAGCUAUGCAAGUUGUCACACAUCCUCCGUUGAGGUCUCACAAUGUUAACCGAAAUAUAGCUGUUACUCCUACUUCAAAUUAUGGCAAUGUAACUGUUCCUUCAAAUUAUGGCAAUCCCAGUUUUAGUCAGUUGGUGGAAGAGAAUCGUGAGUUGAAGGAAAGAUUGAGGAGGAGGGAAGAGGAGAUAUUAGGUGAUUUGGUGCAGGAUCUAGAAUGUGUAAGAACCCGUUGCAGAACGCUUGAAGCUCAGGUUGAGGAGGAAAAACGAAAAUACGAUCUUCUAAACAGGGAGCAGGAAAGUAUAAUCGCCAUAUUUACAGAGGAGAAAGAGCGUCGAGAUGUGGAGGAGCAUCUUUUAAGAAAGAAGUUGAAGGAAGCAGAAGCUACAAGCAAGAACUUGGUGGAAAAGGUGACACAGUUGCAGUUGGAGAAUAUGAGAAGUAUGGGACACAAAUGGGGGCAGUAAGUAGUUGCAGUUGGAGAAUAUGAGAGAAAGUAUGUUGAUGGGGGCGGGGCAGUGUUGUAUAUUGUAACAAAAUUCCAAGCCCUAAUCCUACCAAUACUAUAUAUGCAAAUUUUAGCUUA